Molecule: messenger RNA, 2484 nt
Organism: Hydractinia symbiolongicarpus
Lineage: Eukaryota; Metazoa; Cnidaria; Hydrozoa; Anthoathecata; Hydractiniidae
Exons: 4
Coding region: 198-590 (130 amino acids)
Source: RefSeq, a predicted model, not a curated record
AGCUACUGGAAUUGGUCAUAUUGCCCAAAACUUACCUUAUUAACUCUCUUUAGUACAAAAGCACACUACGUACUUUUCUUUUUCUUUUUUAGGUUGAAGCGCAAAGCCCCAUCACUUGCCUUCCCGUGGCGCGCUUCGUUAGGUGGAUUAUUUUCUUUUUAAGGAGAUAAUUCAUGAACUAAAAGUCAGGGCAUGCCAUGUUAAAAUUGCAUCACAUAUUUUUGGUAUUGAAAAGACUCAAGAAGCAUCAACUGCAGGUUUAUGGAGGUUUAUGGAAAACAAAAUCCCAAGUUUUCUUUUUUGUAACAUUAUCGUUUUCGGAAAGGCAAAUUAUGAAUUUGAUGUCUUAUCAGCCAUCAAAGAAUAAAAUUAUGUUAUUGUAUCGCUCAAGCACAAUCAAAAUGGAAAUGUUUGCAGCUAUAAUGAAAUCCAAGGGUAGUAUUGUAGAUAAUAUACUGGAUACUAUGUUUGCGCAGAUCCAUAACAUAGAGAAUCCAGCUCUACCACAAGGCGGAUUUACCAUAGACGGGAUCCUGCGCACAGAUGUAGACUGUGAUGGUAGGGGAAUCACAAGAGGGUCUCAUACAUAGAGCAACCUGCCUGGACCUCUGGAAAGAAGGCUAUCACCAACCCUAGGAAUGAAGAUAAAGAAUGCUUAAAAUGGGCCGUUAUUGCUGCACUAAACCAUGAAAAUAUCGGAAGAGAACCGCUCGGUAAACGUAGAGAGCGCCACGGAAAAUAGCAUCGAUACCCUGCGACAAUCAGACCACAACUUAACGCGUAGUAAACAGGUAAACGUACUUCUCAUCACAGACGGCGACGUACUACACCAUCAUCAAAAAACCUUGUCAAGGUUGUUAGACAGCAAGAACUCUAAGAAUACAAAGCCAAUGCAAUUCUGUCUUAGCUAUUUGUACGCCUUUUACACAACUGAUACGAAAAACAAGCAUUAUGUGUACUGUAUCCUUCACGAGGCAGUCAACGUUGCAAUGCCAAAGGAGAGUGAAAAAUGUUUGAAAUAACACGAUAACCAGAAUUAGUUUAGAGUGCCGUUUUCUAUAUGCGCAAACUCUGAAAGCCUACUCAUCUCGGUAGAAGAAGAUUGCAGACAGAGUAAAACGCUGAUUAAGCACAUACCCUCUGGCUGGUGCACCUAUAACAGAUUUGCUUACGGAAAUGUACCGGAUCUGCUGAAGAUUCGCCAUGGCAACGACUGUGUCAGAAACACCAUGGAUCAUCUGAAAGAUGAGGUGAAUAAGUCGUACGGUACCUUUCCUUAGCAGCCGAUAAUGGGGCUCACAAAGGUGUUAAAGAAAGUGCACAACCAGGCGGGAGGAUGCAACAUCAGCACAAAGCCAUUCGAUGACCCUGCAAGGCGUCGUUGUUACUACACAGGUCUAUAAGGGUAUAAAAAAAUUUUUAAACGCGUUUUAAGUUAUAUAUUUCCAACGUCUGGAAACCAAAAUAAGAAUUUAUUUACAAAAUAAAAUAAAUUAAACUAUAACCGGGAGAAUACAAACGCGCCUUAAGCUAAGUAAACAAGCAACAAUAUAAAUAAAACACAAACGCUUGUGCCCAAUAGGCAACAUGCAAAAGAAAAAAGUAGUUAUUAAAAAUCACUAUCAACUGCAGCGAAACAUCACGAGGCGUACACACACAUACGCACAAACCUUACAUAACGCAACAAAAUACAUACCUAAAAAAGUUAAACACACUUAAUUCUAAUAUAUAUCACAAGCAAAUCUCAGUACAGGUUACGGGAAAUAGCAAAGCACGGUUUUUUCACAGUUUCUAUGUACAGGGUAAUUGGAUUACACUCAUUAGCACAAGGAAUGUACACAUAAAAUUUGGUACUUAUACAGGCUUACCACUGGGGAUGUUUACAAAAGAUAACAGCCUCAACGUUUUUGAUGCUGUUCUUAGGUAGCUUAGCUAGCCUAUAGCUAUAUUUAGGAAUAAACUUGCAUUUAUUAUUACUGUGGAAAGUUUAUCAUUUCUUGAACAUGAUAGUUUAUUAGGCGACGUUUCGGGAGAUCCUUCUCCCAUCAUCGGGCAAAGUAAAAUGAAUACUCAACAGACAAACCGAAAUAAUAUCUUCAAUAGCAUUUAUUAGUUAACACUAAGUAAAAUAUGGUCAAGUUUAAAUAUUGAACUUUUCCGCUAUAGCUAGCUAGACUAAGUAUGAAAGGACAAUACUGAGAUUUUUAGCUGGGUCAAAAGUCAAAACGUAAGAGGAAUAUAGUUUUUUAGCUGUAUAUUACGUAUGUUUCUGUUCUUUAAUUUUCCUUGUGGAAUGCCUUAAAUUCUUGUAAAUCUGGUUAAGAAAAAAAGUUCAAAACUUCCUCUCCUUUCCCUGGCACUACUGAUGGCAUUUCUUAGCAUUAUCUUUAGUUCCAAGUCAUGAUUCCUUAGCUUCAAACCGUGAAGUUCAGCUUUGUCGUGUUUACAAGAUUCAGCAUUAGCCAAUACGAUGGACAACGUCGA